Penicillium canescens is the source of this 723-nucleotide messenger RNA. Its product is annotated as ankyrin repeat domain-containing protein. NCBI's taxonomy places the organism in Eukaryota, Fungi, Ascomycota, Eurotiomycetes, Eurotiales, Aspergillaceae. Bases 1 to 723 code for a protein of 240 amino acids. Gene Ontology annotation, molecular function: protein binding. The record is from RefSeq and is a predicted model, not a curated record. The transcript has 4 exons.
AUGAGUGCACUGCAUCUUGCAGCAUUCAAUGGUCACGAACAGGAGGUACAUUCUGCACUUCGUGUGAACAAAAGUGAUAUCAAUGUACCUGAUGAUACAACAACAUACCCGGUCAUGUGGGCUUCAUCCAAUGGACAUGAUAGAAUCGUGGGAUUUCUGCUGGAGCAAGGAGCCGACUACAAAUCCUCCAAUCUAGAGCCUGAGUCCAUUUGGAGAGAAUUUCCCAAUAUGCCCACACCGCCACCUUGCCCCGCAGAAAAUGGUAGCUCUCCGUGCUCAAACCAACCAAUCAGCGGAUGCUUCAGAUGUGUCUUCUACCCUAGCUAUGAGAAGUUCUGCGCCUUCAGCUGGACUGGGCCGGAUCCGUUAUCCCACGACACGUGCGCCGAUGCUAUUUUCCUUUAUGUAUCCGCGUUUUUGCUUUUUGAGCGGGUGAACUGGAUAGAACCCCGACUCAAUAAGCUCAGUACGGAGACUAAAGAGGCUGUCGAAGAGUAUCCGUUCUUCCUUCCACGGGUUGAGUCAAUGCUGGGCAACUUACGAAGGAUACGUGGUCAAAUAAGUGACAUUCUCUCGCAACAUUCUACUAUGGGAAACCCGCGGGUAGAGGUCACAGACAGUUCCUCGAUGUGGGAUUCGGUUCUAUUAUCUCGCAUUCACCCUUCUACGUCUAUGCUAUUUCUUGAUCCACAAGUCUUUGUGCAGAAUAUAGUGGGAAACUAG